Molecule: messenger RNA, 4272 nt
Organism: Didymodactylos carnosus
Lineage: Eukaryota; Metazoa; Rotifera; Eurotatoria; Philodinida; Philodinidae
Source: the annotation of a GenBank genome assembly
AUGGCCACAGUAGUACCAUCACCACCGUCAGAUCCAUCAUCACUUGUAACAGCGGUAGUAAACAGUCGUUUUGUACACCAGAUUACCAGUUAUAUUGGACAUAUUCAACAAGCUCGUAUAAUUGACGAUUAUAAAAUUUAUUUAUAUAAACAUUAUGUUCUUGUUUUAAUUGGUUUUAUUGUUGCUCUUAUUGGUUUGAUUAAAUUACAAGUUCUUAUAUAUUCAUUGUUGAAGUUUAUAUUUAAAACUAUUUACAGCGUAUUUUCAUCUAUUUUUAUACGAUUUUUUUCAUCUUUGUUUUCAUUGAUAAUACCACAACGUAUCGAUCAUGAUAUUUUACUUCCACUAUUUUGGAUAUGUUCAGUAGUCUCGUAUUUCGGGACAAAACUUACACAUACAACCGUUUAUAAUUAUGUUGAAAAAUAUAUUAUUAAAAAAUUCUAUCCGAAUUAUGAUCUCAAUGAUGUGGAGAAGGUUGAACGUGCACAAACAUACGUCUGGCAACUAACAUUCAUAGUUUUCAUAUUAGUACAAUGUUUAUUUAUUCUAAUACCAUUAGCAUCAACAAUAUCGAGUCACAAACAGCAUAGUCUACAAGAAACACCGUUCACCACAGUCAAUUCUAUUGUUGAUAAAGUAUCCCAACAACAACAACCAUUACUAAAACAACAAAAAUUAGAUGAAGAUAGAAAGGAAACUGUUUUGAAGAAUAAAGUUAUCGAUAAAGUAUCAUCGUCAUCGAAUAAUAAUAUUAAUGAUAGAAAUAAUUCGAUUGGGAUAAAGUAUCUUAUACAAACAUUUAGUAUAAAUUUCUAUAAACGCUUUAUCAAUACAUUUUCUGACGUUACACCAACAACAGAAACUACGCCGCGAAAAACUCAGCCAUUGUUAUCGGAUGAAGAAUUGGUAGCUGGUGUUAAACAACUACAGCGUAAAAUUAAAGGCACUUUUUCCAAGUUUAAAGGUAAUUUACAAGAAAAAAUUGAUAAUAAAAAAGAAUCUGAUGACCAGGAAGAUGGUGAUGAUGAUGUAAACAGUUCGGAUGAAGAAGAUAAAAAUGUCUUAGUAGAAGAUGAAAAACAAGCAAACAAUUCAAAUUCUUCGUUGUUCAAUGAUUAUAUUCUUCAUUACAUCAAAGCACCAUUUCAAAAAUAUAAUAGUACAAAAAAUAAACAAAUAUCUGACGAACAUUAUAAAACUAAUGAAGAAGUAGAAGAAGAAGAGAAAAUAUUGGAUAAUGACGAUAAAUUAGCUCGAAUACGUGAAGUUGUUAGUCAGGAAGAUUUUGAUGACAAAGAAAAUGUACAAGAAUAUAUUGAAGAAAAAUUACAAUCUUUAAUACAAAAUUCAGCCAACGAAGACAGUGAAGAUGACAACGAUGAAAAAAGAACAACUAUUAGUGAACAUUUAACUAAAACAGUUAAAGAUAAACUUCAAAAUUUGAAAGAACAAACAAAUGAUAUAGAGGAAAAGGUUACUACAGUUAUUCCGCCAGUCACAAAAAUUGUUCAAAAACUAGAAGAAAAAAUUGGAAUAAAUGACGAGAGUGAUAAAUCUGACUCUGAAUCUGAUGACGAUGAUGAUAGUGAUGAUGACGAUGAUGAUAAAGAAAAAUCAUCUAUGUUAGAUAAUGUUAAAGAACAAAUAGAAAAAGUAAAAAAUAAUGUAGAAAAUACAGGUGAAACAAUAAAAGAAAAAUUAAAUACUGCAAAAGACCACAUUACAAAAUCAUCUGCAACAUCGAUAGUUGAUAAAGUGAAAGAAAAAAUUAUACCAGAAAAAAAUAUAAUAGAAAAUAUUAAAGAAAAAGCGAAUGAAUUUAAAGAGGAUGUCGUCAAAAUGAAAGAAAGUGCUCAAGAUGUAAAGAAAAAUAUUGUUAAAACCGUUCAAGAGAAAGUAAAACCACUUGUUCAUCCAUCAACGAAGAAAGAAGAAACUACACUAUCAAAUAUUGGUCAUAAAGUCAAAGAAAAACUAAAAACAACUGAAGAAGAGAUAACUAAAAAAAUUAAAAAAUUGACAAAAUCUGCCAGAGAAAAAGAAGACGAGUCCAUUUUUGACACAGUAAAACAUAAAGCAAAAUCAUUAAAAAAUUCAUUUACACAAGAAAAACCAAGUAUGGCAAAAAGAGUGAAAGAAAAAUUGAAAAAUGUGAUUAAAUCAGAUAACGGUGAUCAAGCAAAUAAAUCAUCGAUUCUAGAAAAAGUGAAAGACAAAAUUCAAUUGCUAAAAACACCAGAAGAAAAGCCAAAUAUUAUUGAAAAAGUAAAAAAGAAUGUUAAUCAAUUAUUGAAACCAGAUGAUGAUGAUCCAUCAUUACUCGACAAAAUACAAAAUAAAGUUAAAAUUAUUGAAGAUCAUAUUCUUUCUACAUCAACAACAGAAGAGCCAACGACAAUUGAUAAAGCAAAAAAAUUUAUUAAAAAAUCAUUGAAUAUGGCAGAAGAAGAAAAAAAUGAGGAGAAAAAAUCACUAUUUAAACAAUUCAGUGAUAAAGCAUGGGAUAUAUGGCAUCAAUCAAAACUUGAUUUUGAACAUUUAUUUUUUCCCACAACAUUUUCUUAUGAACCAUUACCGAAUACAACUAAUUUAUAUACAGCUUAUACUGACUUGAAAUGUUUUAAUUAUACAAAACAACGUUAUGGACUAUCGAAAAAAUCGCAUAAAAAAUUUUUAAAUAAAUAUCGUCGUUAUGUACCCUUUGAUAUUUAUUUGGAUUUAAUACAAACAAGUGGUCCCGUAUGUUAUUUAAAUUAUAAGAAUAGUUCAUGUGCAUUUGGUAUAAAACAUCAAGGUUUUAAAACAACUUUGAAAAAAAUAAUUCGUUUUUGGUUUGUUAUUUGUCUCUUUAUUGGCAUUAUUGCGUUAGCUUUAACAUUUAAACGUAAUAGACAAGAACAAUAUACUUCAUAUUCAUUUACCGAAACAAGACAUUAUAACGAAUCAAAUGAUAAUAAUGGAAGUCAUAGUGGUGGUAGGAUUAACGAUGAUGAAAGAUCUCAACAAAAUAAACAAUCAUCACGAGAUACAUUUCAUGAUGCAUCUAAUGAAUUUAAUCAUCGUGAAAUCUUUACUACAUCUACAAAAACACCGAUACAACGUUCGAAUAAUAAUAAUAAUAUUAAUAAUGUAGACGAGGAAAUAAUGAAACAUUUAAGAUUAUGGCUUAAACGAGAACAAGAUACAAAUUAUGGUUAUAUUAUUGAUAAAUGUAACCAUGCAUUAAACGAUGCUAGUCAUCAAUUAAAAACAGUUCAACAGUUGACGUUUGAAACAUUACAGUUUUCAAAUGCUAAAAUAACGAAUGUUUCGAAAGAAGACUCAGAACCAACAUCAUCUAAAGAAAUGAUUACGAUAAAAUGUUGGCUUGAAUUGGAGAAACUUGUCAUCAAUGUCCUUCACAAAGACCGGCGAUAUACACUUGAAUCACCAAAGUUAACGGGUCAGCUUAUUCUUGCUCUUACUGUGCAUUCUCGUCAAUAUUCAAUCGAUGCUGUAUUAAAAGAAUUACAAACAAAUUUAAAAAUUGUUAAGCCAAAUAAUAAUGUCACGUUGAAUGAAAGAAAUUCGACUGAACGUACAGUUCUAGUUUGUAUUCAUGAAGCAACUGCACGAUGUACAUUUCAAAUAUCGGAUAACGAUGUUGUAACAACACCAUUAUCUACAUCAUCGGUGUCAGAUAAAGAUAAGUCUUACUCAGCAUUAUCUCCAUUGGAUAAUUCAGAUAGUUCCGUCUGUGACAAAUCAAUAACUACAAGUAUUUCUGAAACACAAUCGAAAAUUAUCGAUAAAGAUAGAUGCAAUAAUACACCAAAAAUUGUUCCCAAGGAUCCUGAUUUCAAUUAUAAAAAAUCGACUACAACAAAACAACUACAACGGAAUGACAGUAUAUCACAAAAGAAACUACUUGUACGAAUUGGAAAAGCCAGUAAUCUACAUGAUGCUAACGAACUUUAUUGUACAAUGGAAUUAAAUCAUCCAAAGCAAAUCCAUAAAACAUUGGUCGAAAAAGCACCAAAUCCAAAAUGGAAUGAAAAAUUUUACUUUGAUUGUGAUGAAAAAAGUAAUGAAAUUACAAUACGUAUUAUUGAUCGAAAAGGGAAGAAAGUGUUGCUCGAACAUCUCUAUGCUGAGAUCGCCAUACCAUUUCAUUAUGUAACAAGUAUGGUUUAUAAACAAGAUGUUAUAAUUAAUCCAAAUCGUCCAAAUAGUAUCAUUCGAGUCGAAAAAUCUGAUCAAGCAAGAUUAGCAAGCGAUGUAAAUCAUAAUUAA